AUGGCAGCAGCUCGGCACAGCACGCUCGACUUCAAGCUCGGCGCCAAAGGUGAGGACACGCGGCCGCCACCUGCCCGCCGCCCCCGCCGCCCCGGGAGCCGCGGCCGAACAAUGCGCCCCGCGGGGCCAUGUGCCCUGGCGGCCGGGGCGGGGGUGGGGUGGCCGCGCUCCGAUCGCGCCCCGAUCUCGCCCCGAUCGCGCCCCGUUCCGUCCGCGGGCCUGGACGGGGGCCGCGCCGGGCGCCUCCUCCCAGCCAAGCCUCCCUCCCGGCCCGGGUAG
Messenger RNA from Pipistrellus nathusii (Nathusius's pipistrelle), 279 nucleotides. The record is from the annotation of a GenBank genome assembly. NCBI's taxonomy places the organism in Eukaryota, Metazoa, Chordata, Mammalia, Chiroptera, Vespertilionidae.